This is a messenger RNA of Eimeria mitis, 654 nucleotides long. Its product is annotated as OSJNBa0079C19.6 protein, related. The record is from RefSeq and is a predicted model, not a curated record. The transcript is spliced from 2 exons. The coding region runs from base 1 to 654 and encodes 217 amino acids. NCBI's taxonomy places the organism in Eukaryota, Apicomplexa, Conoidasida, Eucoccidiorida, Eimeriidae.
AUGUUCUUGCCACUAGCUGGAAGGGGAGUUGUCGCCUACGUAGAUGAUGUUCUGGUCUACAGCGAAGACGAAGAGCCCCGUGCUAAGUUGUUGGAACAGUUCUUGAAAAUUCUGUGGGAACAGAGAAUGUAUCCUAAGUUUAAGAAAUGUCAAUUCGCCAGUUCGGCGAUCGAAUAUUUGGGGUACAGGAUAGGCGGAGAUGGGAUCACGCCGAGCCCUGCAAAGGUGAAGGCUAUUGAAAUAUGGCCUGAAGAACUCCCCGACGACACACAACUUAAGCAGUUCCUGGGGACAGUUAGUUACUGUAGGAUGUUCAUGGGGCCAGUUUUCGCGGACAAGACGAAGCCACUCGUCGAGCUAAUCAAAAAGGGUGUGCCUUUCCUCUGGACUGAGAAGAUCACAGAAGCAGUGAAGGCCCUGAAAUACACUUCGGCCAUUUUCACGACCUUGCAGAUCCUCGAUAUAAAAAAAGCCCUCUGUGCUGCGUCCGGAUGCUUCGGGAUACGCGGGGCUUUGGCGGCAUGCUUGCUCGCUUUUUCUACUGGCCUCAGAAUGCGUUGGUGGGGUCUGCACAAGAAGCAGAGCCGGGGGCCAUGGUUUGAUGCACCCAUUGAUGAGAGGGAGGUCAAGUUCCGAGGGCCCUAUGAUCUCUAA